This is a messenger RNA of Hevea brasiliensis (rubber tree), 3244 nucleotides long. Its product is annotated as TPR repeat-containing thioredoxin TTL1. The record is from RefSeq and is a predicted model, not a curated record. Lineage: Eukaryota; Viridiplantae; Streptophyta; Magnoliopsida; Malpighiales; Euphorbiaceae. Gene Ontology annotation, molecular function: protein binding. Gene Ontology annotation, cellular component: cytoplasm. The coding region runs from base 519 to 2579 and encodes 686 amino acids. The transcript has 7 exons.
GAAGAAAAUAUAGUACUUGGACAGAUAGAGAGAGAGAGAGAGAGAGAAACCUGUCUCGUGAAGCAGCAGGUGAAGGCAAAGAAAGGAAAAUAAAAGCUCUUUCUUUCCUCUUCUUCCUCUCCUCCCUCUCUCUCUCCUCUGUAAACUUGACGCUCUUUCCUUUCUCUUAUUUCCUUUCUCUCCCUUCUUUCCCUCCCUCCCUCAACCCUCACAUUCAUUCUUUGCUUCUUCCUUUUGUAUCACGAGAUCCCCAUCUCCUUCCCUUUCUUUCUUUCUUUCUUUCUCUGUGUGAUGUCUUCUUCAGAGGCAUUUCUGGGUUUGUGUUGUUUAUAUCGCUCGUUUACCACUCGGUUUUGCUUGCUUUGUUUUUCUAUUCGCAUUCACGGUCAUUGCUAACAUCAAUUAGAAUAGUGCUUUGAGAACUUCCGUGGAAGGGGAUAUCAGAGGUUGAGAGACAGAGAGGGAGAGAGACCCAUACAAUUGACUUUGAGCUUCGAUUUUGUUUCGUUACUAAGAAAAUGUCGCAUUCUGGAAAGCCCAUUGGGGACCUGGGGCUCGACUCGUUAUCCGAUCAGCUCCGCGACUCUCUUUGUUCUCUCGAAGCCAACAAGCCUGAUUUCCGUGAGCUCGAUCUGGGUUCUCCCGUUUCUCCUCUCCGAACUCGUGGGCUCAACACUACCGCCACCACUACGACUACAACAACCAGCUCCAGUUCUAGCUCCUCUGGAUCCGUAUCCGGCAGUCGAAAUGUGCACAACCAAGGUCUCAAAUCCAAUCAUUCUGGGGAGUUUUCCAACUCCUGUGAAACUAGUCCCACAAGGUCUGUCAGAAAUCCCAAACAGGGUACCUCCAGAUCCGACCCUGUAAUAUACUCUGGUGGCGGAAGUCAGAGCUCGGUGAACUCUCCUGCACCUGUUAAUGUACUUCCCACCGGGAACAUCUGUCCCUCUGGAAGGAUCUUGAAGACAGGCAUGGCAAUGAGCAAUCGGAGUUCCAAGACGGACGUUUUGGGAUCGGGAACUGGAAAUUACGGGCAUGGAAGCAUAAUGCGGGGUGGUGGGACGAAAUGCAGUAAUUUGGAUGCGGGACAUUCGGUGGGUACCAGUGCUAGUACUGUCCGUGGAAAUGUUGGUGGCCCAAGGAUGGGCAGUGUGGAUCCGGAGGAGGUGAAGAGGGCCGGGAAUGAAAUGUAUAAAAAAGGCCAUUUUGAGGAUGCAUUAGUGUUGUAUGGCAGGGCCAUUGCUCUAGCGCCUGGAAAUGCAGCUUACAGAAGUAACCGGGCGGCGGCUUUGAUGGGUUUGGGGAGAGUGGCGGAGGCGGUGAGGGAGUGUGAGGAGGCAGUGAGGUUGGAUCCUAAUUAUUGGAGGGCACACCAGAGGUUGGGGUCUUUGUUCAUUAGGUUAGGACAGGUUGAGAAUGCCAGGAGGCAUCUAUACUUUCCUGGGUAUCAUCCAGAUCCUUCUGAAUUGCAGAAGUUGCAGUUAGUAGAGAAGCAUCUAAACAAAUGUUCAGAUGCCCGAAAGGUUAAUGAUUGGAAAAAUGCGUUAAGGGAAGGCGAAGCUGCUAUUGCUGCUGGAGCUGACUAUUCUCCUCAGCUCUUUAUGUGUAGAGCUGAAGCGCAUUUGAAGCUCCACCAACUUGAAGAUGCUGAAGCAUGCCUUUCAAAUAUUCCAAAAUUAGAACCAUAUAGCAACUCUUGCUCACAGAGCCGGUUUUUUGGGAUGCUUUCUGAAGCUUACACUUUCUUAGUUCAAGCACAGAUUGAGAUGGCCAUGGGAAGGUUUGAGAAUGCACUUACAGUUGCUGAGAAAGCUGGACAGAUUGAUCCACGAAAUGUUGAAAUUGCAGUGCUGCUUCACAAUGUGAGAUUGGUGGCAAGAGCUCGUGCCCGUGGCAAUGAACUCUUCAAAUCUGAGAGAUACACUGAAGCUUGCUCAGCAUAUGGGGAAGGCCUCAGGCUUGAUCCUUCAAACUCUGUUCUCUAUUGCAACAGAGCAGCGUGUUGGUUUAAGCUUGGACUGUGGGAGAGGUCUAUCGAUGACUGCAACCAAGCAUUGCGUAUACAACCUAAUUAUGCAAAAGCCCUUCUUCGAAGGGCUGCCUCAAAUAGUAAGCUAGAAAGGUGGGCUGCUGCAGUGAGGGAUUAUGAAGUUCUGAGGAGGGAACUUCCAAAUGACAAUGAAGUCGCUGAAUCUCUAUUUCACGCUCAAGUUGCGUUGAAGAAAUCACGUGGAGAAGAAGUGUAUAAUAUGAAGUUUGGUGGUGAAGUGGAAGAAGUAUUGGGAUUUGAGCAGUUCAGAGCUGCAAUAUCUUUGCCUGGUGUGUCGGUAGUUCAUUUCAAAUCAUCCUCUAAUUUGCACUGCAAACAAAUAUCUCCAUUUGUGGAUACACUAUGUGGCCGCUAUCCAUCCAUAAAUUUUCUCAAGGUGGAUAUUGAAAACAACCCAGCAGUUGCAAAUGCUGAAAAUGUGAGGAUCGUACCAACAUUCAAGAUAUACAAGAAUGGUAGUCGAGUGAAGGAGAUUGUUUGCCCAAGUCAUGAUAUGUUAGAACACUCGGUGAGGCAUUACAGCUUUUAAAACUCAUGGCUCCAUGUGUACCGCUAUUCUCUCAGUCUCACAUUUUCUUCUUGGUAAGCUAAAGCCCUAUUUGAUGGGAACUAUUUACUGCCCACCAGUCUUUCCUCUCACCGUGUAAGGAUUUACCAGAUACCUGUCACAUAAACCAGAGCUACAUAAUAAUCCAUUAGAGGCCAUUGCCAGAGGAACCCAGAGAGAUAGUUUAGUUCUCCUUUAGCCGUUUUAAUUUAUUCAUUCAUUCCUCAUUACUCUCUGGUUCCAUGUGCUUCCUCCCAUUACUUUUUGUAUGCACUUUGGCACUAUUUUUUUUUUUUUUUCAUUUUCUUGUAGGCCAGCCUGUUCUUGUAUACCCUCUUUGAUUCACAGGGAAAAGGGAAAAAAAAGGACAAAGGGGGAAAAAAAAUAGAAGAGAUGUACAAUUGAUUAGGGUGGCUCCCUAGUUGUUUUAGAGAGAGAGUGGCAGGCUGGUAGAAGAGGAUCUUGUACGUGUAUAUAUGUGAUAUAUACAGAAAGAAUUCGAAGGCUGGAAGGAGAUAGGAUGGGUGGUGGGUACUUAUGGGAGGGUUAGUGAAACAAGGAUAAAUAUGUUGUUAUUAAUAUUACUGUUUCUUUCCUCUCCCAAAUUUUAUUUGAUCAAUAAAAAAAAUCCCCAUUUUUUCAGUUCA